CCUGGUGAAAACCUACGUUGCCUGCUCAGCUGCUUCCAAACACUGUAGCAAACUGAAUUAGAAUGCAGCUGUAGAUUGCCGGAAGUGCUUUAAAAUAAUGCAUGUGGCAUCUAUGCAGUUUGUGUGCCCGCCGAGAGCUUUCCUGCUUUGUGUGAUCGUGGGCUUCUUAAAUUUGCAUUGCUCCUGUGGAGAAAAGGAGCUUUCUAUUCAGCUAAAUGGAGCCGAUGUCAACAUGACCAAAGGCAGAUGGCGUCGAUCUCCAAACAAUCCACCACAGCCCAUUGAUUGUAUCCUUUCCAGCUGGUCAUCAUGGACCACUUGUGAACCUUGCCAGAAGAAAAGGUACAGAUUUUCCCAUGUGGAACGGCCUUCUCAGUUCGGCGGUGACCCAUGUGAUUACUCUGACAAAGAAACUGAAGACUGUGUUACAAGCAGACCUUGCAGAAAUACAGUUAGAUGCGAAGGCUUUGUAUGUGGCACAGGAAGAUGCAUCAAUCGGAGGCUGCUAUGCAAUGGAGAUGAUGACUGUGGAGAUCAGUCAGAUGAAAGAAACUGUAAGAAAAUACAUAAAAAGUGCAACCAGGAGGCAGAACAAUACUGGGGAAUACAGAUGCUGGCAAGUGGGUUGAACAUUUUCACAAACAAUCUAGAAGGACUGGUUUUUGAUCAUAAAUAUUAUGCUGGAGCAUGCACUCCACAGUAUAUUGGGGACACCAGUUUUAGAAAACCAUACAAUGUAGAGAGCUAUUUGCCGCAGACCAAAGGCAAAUACGAAUUUGCAUUGAGUGAGUUUGAAUCAUAUUCAAGUUUUGAACAGAGUAUCUCUGAGAGAAAAACAGUACAGGAAAGCUUCAGCAUUGGAAUAAAAAUACCAAAAGUAUUUGAAUUUGGCUACAGUCGGGAUGACAGCAGGUACAAGAAGUUUAUUCAGAGGACAAAAAGAUUUUCUUCAACGUCUAGCAAAUUUAUCCAUGCACGUUCAGAGCUAGAAGUUGUCCAGUAUAAACUGAAGACGCAGAACUUGAUGCUUCACAAUGAGUUCUUCCAGAGACUUCUACAGCUGCCUUUAGAGUACAGCUAUGGAGAAUAUCGAGAACUCUAUAGAGACUAUGGAACACAUUACAUCACCGAAGCAACCCUUGGUGGCACUUACGAAUAUACUUUGAUCAUGAAUAGUGAAGAGCUUCGGAAGGCAGGUUACUCUUUAAACGAUGUCCAGUCCUGUACACAGCAUGGGGUCAAAGCUAGCGCAACUAUUUUUGUUGUUCGGGUCAACGUGGGAAUAACAGUUGCAGAUUGUGAAGGCAUUUUAAAAGAAGUUGGAGAAGACACAGCAGAGAAGAAAUUUGUGGAGGACUUUGUAGCCCUCGUUCGUGGAGGUGCAAGUGAACAUAUUGCAGCCCUGGCUUACAAAGACCUGCCAACUGCAGAACUGAUGCAAGAAUGGGGAGAUGCUGUUCAGUACAAUCCUGAAAUCAUCCGGAUGAAGGUGGAGCCUCUUUAUGAAUUAGUGACUGCAUCCACUUUUGCAAAUGCAGUUACCCUGAAGGGGAACAUGAGGCGUGCCUUGCACGAAUUCCAAGCAGAAACGAAUGGCUGCCGUUGUGCUCCAUGCCAGGGCAAUGGAACCCCCAUUUUGAAAGGAACUCGCUGUGAAUGCUUAUGUCCCUUAGGACAUCGGGGUGUUGCCUGUGAGGUCACGCAAAGAACAGGUGUUGCUAUAAAUGGGAACUGGAAUUGUUGGUCCAGUUGGUCUGCCCAUUCUGGAGGACAACAGACAAGAAGGCGAGAGUGCAACAAUCCUAGUCCACAAAAUGGUGGCAAGACAUGCUCAGGGCUAAAUACUGAAACUGUUUAGUAAUUAUUUGGACAUUUGGCAUAUGGACAUUUUCAUAAUUAUAUGUUCGCAAAUUAUGACAUAAGUUUCUCAAAAUUAUUUAGGCAAUUAGUGGACACUUUCAGUGGCUGUGUCCUGGUCCAAAAACAUCUCUCAGACACUGAGGCAUGUAUGAAGGUCCUCUACUUUUCCUGUUCCAUUUAGCAGAUAAAGGGGGCCAGGUCAGCUCUUGCACCCCUCCUCAUGAGCAUCAUGGCCCUCCUUCCCCUUUGGUGGAACUUUAGUUGUAAAUCUGGGUGAACAUGACCCUUUGGAUAAGAAUGUAUAUUUAAUGGAAAGUGUAUUAUGCAGUUAUCAAUUCAGAUCAUACAACAAAUAUUUUUAAAUAACUGUCACCAACAGUUUUUUGCAUACUAACCUUGUAAUAUUAAGGAUCAUCAUCUGCCAGUCUAAUAUUAGGAAAUGUCUACCUUUUUCAGACAGCAAAUAAAGCAAAAUAUAGCUUA
This is a messenger RNA of Hemicordylus capensis (graceful crag lizard), 2343 nucleotides long. It is a transcript of the gene C8B, whose product is annotated as complement C8 beta chain. Gene Ontology annotation, biological process: immune response. Gene Ontology annotation, cellular component: membrane attack complex. Gene Ontology annotation, molecular function: protein binding. The transcript has 12 exons. NCBI's taxonomy places the organism in Eukaryota, Metazoa, Chordata, Lepidosauria, Squamata, Cordylidae. The coding region runs from base 98 to 1858 and encodes 586 amino acids. The record is from RefSeq and is a predicted model, not a curated record.